AUGUCUAAUCCAAGAGACAGCAGGAGUAUUCCACACAGAAAGCAAUUCAAGAACCAACGCCGAGUCAAAUAUACAAUUCCACGAGGUCCAAUCAAUCGAUCGAUUUCUAAAUGGAUUACAGAUACAGUUGAAACAAUUGACGAAAAUGAUAGAGAAUGCAUCGAAAUUGAAGUGAAGUUCGGCAAGAUUCUUGAUAAAUCAACCCAAUCUCGUGUUAACCUCCCAAAGGAAUGUCUAUUGCGCAAAGCUGGAAAUAACAUUAACUUUCAAAUGGAAGUUCAACAAUCAGAUUGGCAGGAACUUCAUGAAUUGCUUGAGAACAAAACCAGAACAAACGAUAUUUCAAAUAAGGUAUUUUCGAGCACAACUGAAAAUGCAUACCAUAUAGGUCAAGGACAAAACGAACGGAGAGUAAGGAUCUCUACCGACAAUCUAUCAGACCCGCCGGUAUUUACGGCAGUGGAAAAGAAAAGGAUCUCUGAUCUAUUUAUUCAUACCCCCUUUAAUAGAUAUGAUUUCCGAAUUUCAAUAUCGUUGGAAAUUCCUGAAGUUGAGAUUGACUUGGAAAAGGUCACGAAGGAGCAAAAAUCGUUUUUUACAAGAUUCAAAAAGAGAACUAGUUGGAGGAAAGGCGAUACACUAUACGAAUUUACGAGAGCAUUGGAACCGAAAGAAGGCAAGACGAACAAGUGUGAGAAGUAUGAAAUUGAACUAGAGAUGAACCCGGCUGCUAUUCUAGAUGCCAUAUCUAAGAAAGAGAGCAUUGAUGAAGUGGUUGAUAAUUUCAUAUUCGAUGCAAGGCUGAUUAAUUAUGCAGAUGAUAACGUAAACACCCGAUGUGAAAACCAAACAAGUUCUGCUCGAUCCGAUCAUGUAAAAAAAGGUAAUUAUAGAUAA
Messenger RNA from Hemisphaericaspora subhashii, 897 nucleotides. Its product is annotated as mRNA triphosphatase. The transcript has a single exon. Gene Ontology annotation, biological process: polynucleotide 5' dephosphorylation; 7-methylguanosine mRNA capping. Gene Ontology annotation, cellular component: mRNA capping enzyme complex. Bases 1 to 897 code for a protein of 298 amino acids. The record is from RefSeq and is a predicted model, not a curated record. Gene Ontology annotation, molecular function: polynucleotide 5'-phosphatase activity. NCBI's taxonomy places the organism in Eukaryota, Fungi, Ascomycota, Pichiomycetes, Serinales, Debaryomycetaceae.